Messenger RNA from Dacryopinax primogenitus, 1392 nucleotides. Its product is annotated as tRNA guanosine-2'-O-methyltransferase. Lineage: Eukaryota; Fungi; Basidiomycota; Dacrymycetes; Dacrymycetales; Dacrymycetaceae. Gene Ontology annotation, cellular component: cytoplasm. Gene Ontology annotation, molecular function: nucleic acid binding. Gene Ontology annotation, biological process: methylation. The coding region runs from base 1 to 1392 and encodes 463 amino acids. The transcript has 10 exons. The record is from RefSeq and is a predicted model, not a curated record.
AUGGCUCCUUAUCUGCUCCAGUUUGCCCAGGUGCACUUCGAGUUCCGAAUACCGGAACUAGAAUCAGUUGCGAUACUGUACGGUUUCCGUCUGGGACUGCCAGAGGCGCCGGAAGAACGGGAUCCUCUACGACCGUUUAUGAUCGUCGACCUUGAUUCGGAAGAGCACGCGCGCUUAUUGGCCAAACGAUGUAUUCUUAUCAAGACUGUCGUGGAGCUCUGGGUGUCUGCGAAGUCUUAUGCACAGCUGCAUACGGAGAUGAAAGCAGAUCCUUCCCGAUGGGCGAAGUUUACUUGGACGAAACACAAAUAUCUUGUUAGCUCCACAGAUCACACCAUCCCAGCUGCUCGAAUAUUCGACGUCAUGGAAUCAUUUGACUAUAUGGACUUGAAAGGAGAGAUCAAUCUCAAGCAUCCCGACGAGACUUUCGUCGUGAUGGAAGAAUAUCCUCAAAAGCCAUCAGGAGGAGCGUUUAGGUACUACGACGAUGAGAACUUUAUGCAAGUGUACUUCGGUCGGCUGGUCAUGAAUGGUACGGCACGCAAUCUUGUUGUAGAAUUCGACAUCAAAAAGAGGAAGUACUUCGGAAACACUAGUAUGGAUGCUGAAGUUUCACUUUUGAUGGCAAACCAAGCACUGGCCGCUCCGGGAACUUUUAUAUAUGAUCCGUUUGCCGGCACGGGCAGUAUGCUCUAUACCUCAGCCUAUUUUGGCGCGUAUGUCUUCGGUUCUGAUAUAGAUGGUCGACAAUUGCGUGGCAAGGAGAAGGUACCCGGCAUCCUGAGAAGUGCUACACAAUAUGGAAUCGCAAACAGGCUAACAGACUGCAUCGUAUUCGAUAUUACCUGCAAUCCUUGGAGAUGCGGCGAAGUAUUUGACGCGAUAAUCACGGACCCACCUUAUGGCGUACGCGCAGGAGCGAAGCGUCUCGGGCGGAAAGAAGGACAUGCCCUAAGAGAGGAAGCGAAGAUACUCGAGAGUGGCGUCCCUUCACACGAAUCGCCUGACUAUCGACCGCCCAGGCGACCGUACGAACUGGCAGAACUAGUUGUCGACCUUGUCACCCUUUCUCGCUAUAUGCUGAGACCAGGUGGUCGAUUGGUGUUCUUCUUACCAACCAUAACGGAUGACUACCAGGAGGUUGACGUUCCUCAGGCGGAGGGCAUGGAACUGGUAGCCAACUCGCUUCAGCUUUUUGGCGGUGGCGUGUGGGGACGCAGACUCAUUACCAUGGAGAAGACAACAUCGGCCAAAUUCCCGAUGCCGACCUUUGGCCGACACGCAGCCGACGAAGAACAAUCCGAUGGUCAACAUACUCCAGGUCACAGAGGUUUCCGCGAGAAGUAUUUCGCUGGAUUUCGUAGGCCAGAUCAUGACGGUAAUGGUAUAUGA